Molecule: messenger RNA, 1033 nt
Organism: Zychaea mexicana
Lineage: Eukaryota; Fungi; Mucoromycota; Mucoromycetes; Mucorales; Lichtheimiaceae
Product: GPN-loop GTPase
Exons: 7
Coding region: 33-980 (315 amino acids)
Molecular function (GO): GTPase activity
Source: RefSeq, a predicted model, not a curated record
CUUGAGACUCUUUUUUUUAUAGUUAGAGAAACAUGGGUCGCCACUGUCAGCUGGUAAUGGGCCCUGCCGGGAGCGGCAAGUCUACUUUUUGCGCAACAAUGAUGACGCACAUCCAAACCACUGGACGGAGGGCACAUCUUGUCAACUUGGAUCCCGCAGCAGAGCACUUUGAAUACGAACCAACGAUAGAUAUUCGGGAGUUGAUCACUCUGGAAGAUGUCAUGGAGGAACUGGAUUAUGGACCGAAUGGCGGGUUGAUCUACUGCUUGGAGUUUUUAUUGAACAAUAUUGAUUGGCUGGAGGAAGAGAUCGGCAGCUAUGAUGACGACUACCUGAUUAUUGACUGUCCCGGUCAGAUUGAGCUGUACACACAUUUCCCAAUCAUGCGUCGCGUAUGUGAAGCGUUGAGACAGUGGAACAUGAACAUCUGUGGGGUAUACUGCCUUGAAUCGCAGUUUAUCGAAGACAAGGCCAAGUAUUUCUCUGGCGUGCUUAGCGCCAUGAGUGCUAUGGUGAAUAUGGAGAUCUCGCACGUGAAUGUGAUGACCAAGAUGGACUUGGUAGAAGGAGACUAUGGGAACGCCAAGAAGGACAGUGACGACGAGGACGGUGCGGAUGGAAGCGACGAUGACAAGAAGAAGCGACGACGCCGGAGAAGAAGACGCAUGGACAACGCGUUGACGAACCGUGAGCUGGAGCGCUAUCUCGAUCCUGAUCCGCUGCUUAUCGCGGAAGAAGCAGGCGCUAUUGAGCAGGACCAAGCAUCCAACAACGCGAAUUCGAGGAGUUUCAAAUUCCAGGCGUUAAAUCAGGCCAUUGUACAACUGAUUGACGAUUAUAGUAUGGUUAGCUUUAUACCUCUGAACAUCACUGAUGAAGAUUCCGUCGAGUAUGUGCUGUCGACCAUAGACAACGCGAUGCAGUAUGGCGAAGACCUGGAGCCAAAGGAGCCGGAUGAUAGGGUUGAAUACGAAUCAUAAAUAAAGAAAGCCACUUUGACAGGAAAGAAAGGAGUUUGUUCGUUUUCGGUGGG